CAAUAAAACGCCGAUAACGAGCAAGGAAGCCUUUGCCGAAGUGGUCGUUCGUAGCCCGGGGGCUGGUGGCCAAGUAAGGAAGGACGAGAACUAUCGAUCUUUCAGUGGUGGUCGGUUUUACCCGGAAAAUAGAGCGCAGAAGAAAUCAAUACCAACCGCAACACGGCGAACGCUCUCUGUUACCUAACGCACCAUGUCACUGUCGAGCCUGUACAAGCGAGCCCUCGUGCGGUACCCGGUGCUAGUGCAAUCCGUUCAAUCCGGGCUGCUGAUGGGCGCUGGCGACGUCAUUGCACAGAGUUUCAUCGAACGAAAGGACUGGAAAUCGUUCGAUGGGAUUCGAGCUGCCAAGUUCUUUGCCAUUGGCUUCUGCGUUGGAGGUCCAGGGUUACGGAAGUGGUACGGUGUACUUGACCGGCACAUCGGCAGCAGCGGCGGUAGCAAGGCCAUCACAACUCUCAAGAAAGUGGCUCUGGAUCAGCUCAUCUUUGCACCGAUCUUUCUCGGUACGCUGAUCGGUACGAUCGGUAUGCUCCAGGGGAACAAUUUGAAGGAAAUCAAACGAAAGCUAAACCACGAGUACACCGACAUUCUGCUGACAAAUUACUAUGUCUGGCCGUGGGUGCAGCUGGCCAACUUCUAUCUGGUGCCGCUGAACUACCAGGUACUGCUCGUGCAGUCGGUCGCCGUGUUCUGGAACACGUACCUGUCGUGGAAAACCAACCAGAGUGAGCCCAUGAAAGCGACACUAGCGCUGACACACGAUCCCAUCACUCCCGGCGAUGACAAAGCUGCUACGUAGACGCAGCACAUGGGAUGCAGGUGAACCACUAAAGUGGUGAUUGUGAUAUGCAACGAUGGUUAAAGUGUGGAGUGCGGGGUGAUGUACAUAUUAUUGAUAGUAAUUUUAAAUUACUACUUCCUAUUAUUCGAUUCCUUAUAAAUUCCUCUUCCUUUGCCAUGAAAUGCCAUAAUACUUUGCGAGGAAAGUAGUGGCUGAAUGCGACAUCUAGUCGAAUAGGACUAAACACGAAAUAAUAAUCCCAAUGGCAGUUACAAAAGCAGAUGAAGUGCUCUUAGCAAUUCAACAUAAAAAAAGAAGUUUAAAUGCGCAGUGCAGCAAAUGGCAGUCUAGUAUCAAUCCGCUUCCGGAAGCAUUAAAUAAUGUCCUCCUCUCGCCUUGACCAGCGCCCCUUUCCCCCUUGAUCGUUAAUGGAAGUCAGUUAAUAAACACGAAACUGAUUUCUACAACACA
Molecule: messenger RNA, 1255 nt
Organism: Anopheles aquasalis
Lineage: Eukaryota; Metazoa; Arthropoda; Insecta; Diptera; Culicidae
Gene: Mpv17
Product: Mitochondrial inner membrane protein MPV17
Biological process (GO): regulation of mitochondrial DNA metabolic process
Cellular component (GO): cytoplasm; mitochondrion; membrane
Molecular function (GO): channel activity
Source: RefSeq, a predicted model, not a curated record